Messenger RNA from Diprion similis, 2510 nucleotides. Its product is annotated as serine/threonine-protein phosphatase 2A regulatory subunit B'' subunit gamma-like. Gene Ontology annotation, biological process: regulation of dephosphorylation; T cell homeostasis; microtubule cytoskeleton organization. NCBI's taxonomy places the organism in Eukaryota, Metazoa, Arthropoda, Insecta, Hymenoptera, Diprionidae. The record is from RefSeq and is a predicted model, not a curated record. Gene Ontology annotation, cellular component: centrosome; spindle. The transcript is spliced from 7 exons. Bases 105 to 1451 code for a protein of 448 amino acids.
UUAAUCCGCGCGUGCUCUCGUACGGAUGUAAACAGUGUUUCUUUUAAUAUUAUUACUUAUAUUAGUUAACGAAAUAUUCGGCGUAUUGACCAGUCCGAAAAUUAAUGGAUUUGACAGAACUGUUGAAUAAAUGCGCAUUGGCGAAUAAACCUGACGAAAAAAAAGUCAACGAACUUGAGAGGAAGGAGGAUGAGCUUUUUCAAAAAAUAUACAGAGAAUGGAAAGGGACCAAGGCUGAAGACAAGGAUCUAACCUAUAAAGUCAUACCGAAAUUUUAUUUCAAGUUACCGAAGGAGGAUGAAAUCCUACCACAGAAAUUACGAGAGGAGACGCGAGCCUUGUUUCUUCAAAAACGGUCUCGUCAAUUGCUCGAUAACAAUGAGCUCAAGGCUCUGUGGGUACUUUUAGACAAACACCACAGCAAACCCAUCUCAGGAGACGAACAAUUAAUCAAUUAUGAGGAUUUCAAAAAAGUUGGUGCUCUUGCAGGCUCGAAAUGUGCUCCUUACUUCACAGCGGUUGUUUUUGCCAAACUGCAGCAAGGGGAUCCUCACGGGCGUAUUAGUAUCAUGGCAUUGUUCAACUAUGUCAUGAGGAAAGUCUGGCUUCACCAAACUCGAAUUGGUUUAUCCCUAUACGAUGUAACUGGGCAAGGAUACCUCAGGGAAUCUGACCUGGAGAAUUAUAUUUUGGAACUAAUUCCUACGCUACCGCAGCUUGAAGGACUUGAGAAAUCUUUUCAUUCGUUCUACGUUUGUACCGCGGUUAGAAAAUUCCUGUUCUUCUUGGACCCGCUGAGGACUGGAAGAGUGAGAAUACAAGAUAUUUUAGCAUGCAGUUUUCUCGAUGACCUUUUAGAGUUGCGUGACGAGGAUCUGCCCAAAGAUCUUCAAGAAGCCAACUGGUUCUCUGCACCAUCCGCCCUGAAAGUUUAUGGUCAAUAUUUAAACCUUGACCGAGAUCAUAAUGGCAUGCUCAACAAAGAGGAACUCUCUGGCUAUGGUACAGGUACGCUUACCGGAGUCUUUCUCGAGAGGGUCUUCCAGGAGUGUUUGACGUACGAAGGUGAGAUGGACUAUAAAACGUAUUUGGACUUUGUUCUGGCUCUGGAAAACCGUCACGAACCACAAAGUCUCCACUACUUAUUCCGUAUUCUCGAUAUUAAUAACCGUGGAUACCUCGAUACAUUCUGCCUCAAUUACUUCUUUCGGGCGAUUCAGGAGCAAAUGACGAUGCACGGUCAGGAGCCAGUAAGUUUUGAAGAUGUUAAAGAUGAAAUAUUCGACAUGGUAAAACCAGCUGAUCCCUGCAAAAUUACGCUACAAGAUCUUUUAUCAUGUGGACAAGGAGAUACUAUGGUCAGUAUAUUGAUAGAAUUUCACGGGUUCUGGGCUUACGAAAAUCGAGAAGCUAUGGCAGCGGACAACGGAGACGAGUCCUCCCACGUCUGACGCACCAGCAUAUUGAAUACGCUACAUAUUGUCCGAUCACAAUUUUGAUACACUUUCACCGACAUUUCAUUUUUGAGACUAAUAUAGAUACAUAUAUUUGAUGGUAUGGUUUUAAAUAUGUCUAAAUAUUCUUCACCUAUCCCUGAAAUGAAUAUUAUAGAACAAACAAUGUAACAAAAGUAGUAGAAAUGAAUAAUGGAAUUGUGGAUGAGAAUUUGGUACAUCACUUUCUUUUUUUUUUUUUUACAAAAUUCAUUUAUUAAGGCCCACAAUAGUGGAUUUCGUUUUUAAAGGUUUGUACAGGAGGGGGAAAGGUUCUCUUUUUUAUACAAAAUAUAAUGUGUAAACGGUAAUAUCUUAGUUUUCGCGUACCGUGUAAGAUAGAACAUUCAUGGCAACGCGCUUCGUUAUUUCUUUUACUUUACAUAUACAUAAUACGUUCUCUGCUCUCCGGUUAUUUAAUUUGAAAAUCGAAUCUACUGUAUAGCCUGCGUGCGGUGUAUUAUACAAGAACAACAUGAGUUCAACAUAAACCACGAUUCAAAUCAGUUCGUUCGUGGUUCAAUAAUAAUAAUAAUAAUUAUAUAAACGGGACGGUUUCCCUAUGUUCAAUAAUAAUUUAACUUAUACAUUCGUUAAGCGCUAGACAACAAUAUUACAUAUAGUAUACAACAACUCGUUUCAUUUAGCGAGUUAUUGUUUCUCAUUAUUUUCUUUUCCUAAAAAUUCUUUUACUUCAAUCUCCAAAAACAACUAACUAAACACAGUGAAACCAGACCGGCUUAAUUGUGGCAGUCUAUUUUUUGAUUAUAACAAAAAUUGUUAUCAUUAUGGUUAUCCUUAAUACUAUUAUCAUUAAAAUUAUAUACCUAUAUGUACAAGGCUACUUAGACAAGGAUUUAUUUCUUUUCAUUCUAGUUUUCUUUUUGUGUUAUUCUUCUAUACAAUUCAACAACUUGCGUAUGAAGCGAGAUGGAAAUUCGUGGCACUGGCAAGAUUGUCUAUGUACACAUUUAUUUCCUGCUUCCUCAUGCCGGCUCCAAUAAAAAAUUAUUUUUC